Molecule: messenger RNA, 345 nt
Organism: Coccidioides immitis RS
Lineage: Eukaryota; Fungi; Ascomycota; Eurotiomycetes; Onygenales; Onygenaceae
Exons: 1
Coding region: 1-345 (114 amino acids)
Source: RefSeq, a predicted model, not a curated record
AUGAACUUGAAUACUGUAAUAGAUUCACCAAACUCAGAUGCUGUUCCCACUGUCUUCACUGAAGCUCAGAAUUCUCAAGAUAGUCUGAUUCAGCCAGUUUCAAGAACAACAUCAGCACCAAUCAAGAACAGCAAAAUUCAAAAUGAAUAUUCACCAGCUUCACCCAGUAAAAUUCAAAAAGAGGGCCCACCAACUCUACCCCAUGAAAUUCAACAAGAAAUUAAUAGCAUAGCCAACUAUUCAGACACUUCAAUGGACUUGGACACUGUAAUAGAUUCAUCAAAUCCAGACACUAUCCCCACUGCCUUUACUGAAGUUCAGAAUCCUCAAGAUAGUCUGAUUUAG